Molecule: messenger RNA, 2150 nt
Organism: Ipomoea nil (Japanese morning glory)
Lineage: Eukaryota; Viridiplantae; Streptophyta; Magnoliopsida; Solanales; Convolvulaceae
Product: histone deacetylase 15
Exons: 18
Coding region: 123-1925 (600 amino acids)
Biological process (GO): chromatin organization
Cellular component (GO): histone deacetylase complex
Molecular function (GO): histone deacetylase activity
Source: RefSeq, a predicted model, not a curated record
CGUUACUCUCCUUCUACCUUAAAUUUUUCGAAUAUUUUCUUCUGUUUUCAGAUUCUCCAUUUCGAUUCAAUUUUCUCUACCAAAAUCCGCAAAAUACAUAUCCCUACAUUCUAUUUCUAUACAUGGGUAGGAAUGAUUUGAAUAGAGAGUGUCUUAUCAAUUCUGAGAGUGCAAAGAUCUCAGAAAUGACCCACUUAAAUAAUGAUGAGACUGGCAAUGAUAGUCGAAGGAAACAGUUGCUUCGUGAAGAGUUAAAAGGGAGAGUUGGAGAGGAGGGAACUGUAGCAUCUAGUGAUAAUACUAGUCAUGAUGUGAAAAACUCUGAGGAUGUAUCUGGAAUCUCUGCCAGACACUUGGUGGGCAUUUCUAAUUCAGAAAAUGAGCCACUUGUUAUACCCAAAAAUGGAGAGCAGCAGAUUGAUAUGACCUUGGAAGACAUUUAUAAUGGACAUUAUGAUUUCAAUGACGAGGAUGAUGAUAGUGACUGGGAUCCAUUAGAAAAACAAGUAGAAGUUGUUAAGUGGUUUUGUGUUAAUUGUACCAUGGUUAACCUCAGUGAUGUUGUGCAUUGCGACAUAUGUGGAGAGCACAAAGAUUCUGGAAUUCUUAGAUUUGGACAUUUUGCCUCUCCAUUCUUGCCAAAGGGAGAUAUAACAGAAAAUGAAUUGGAAGCUACUGAAAGAUCAAAAGAUUCACGCCUGAAAGGUUCUUCAUCGGACUCCACCGUGGUCGGAUUUGAUGAGAGGAUGCUGCUUCAUGCUGAAGUUGAAAUGAAGUCUCACCCGCAUCCUGAGAGACCAGAUCGUCUUCGAGCUAUUGCUGCUAGUCUUGCUAGUGCAGGUAUAUUUCCUGGGAAAUGUUAUCCAAUUUCAGCAAGAGAAAUUACAAGAGAAGAACUUCUGAUGGUACAUGCUUUGGAGAAUAUUGAAGCUGUGGAACUUACAAGUCGUCUUCAUGCUAGUUAUUUUACUCCUGAUACAUAUGCAAAUGAGUAUUCAGCACGUGCUGCUAGACUUGCAGCAGGUUUAUGUGCUGAUCUUGCUUCAACUAUCUUCUCUGGACGUGCUAAAAAUGGUUUUGCUUUGGUUCGUCCUCCUGGCCACCACGCUGGUGUGAAACAGGCCAUGGGCUUCUGUCUUCACAACAAUGCAGCUGUUGCAGCAUUUGCAGCUCAGAAUGCAGGAGCAAAGAGGGUGUUAAUAGUUGACUGGGAUGUACAUCAUGGGAAUGGAACACAAGAAAUAUUUGAUAGAAGCAAAUCGGUUCUGUAUAUAUCUUUGCAUAGACAUGAAGGUGGGAGAUUUUAUCCUGGUACUGGAGCUGCUGAAGAGGUUGGUUCUUUGGGUGCAGAAGGAUACUGUAUCAAUAUUCCAUGGAGUCGUGGUGGAGUUGGUGACAAUGAUUAUGUUUUUGCAUUUCAACAUAUUGUGCUUCCUAUAGCCUCGGAGUUUGCUCCAGAUUUUACUAUUAUUUCAGCAGGAUUUGAUGCCGCAAGGGGAGAUCCCCUUGGUUGUUGUGAUGUAACUCCUGCUGGUUAUGCAUUGAUGACACAAAUGUUAACUGCUUUAUCUGGUGGAAAAUUACUUGUCAUCCUUGAGGGAGGGUAUAAUCUUAGAUCAAUAUCAUCUUCAGCUACAGCAGUGAUUAAGGUCUUGCUUGGCGAAAGUCCAGAAGCCAACCCGGAUUGCACUGUACCUUCCAAGUCUGGAUUACGAACCGUAAUGGAGGUCAUGAAAAUACAGAUGAACUUUUGGCCUACACUAGAGUCCAACUUCAACAAGGUUUUGUCACGCUGGGGAUUGUACGCUUUCCAGAAUACAAGAAAACCUACUAAAAAAAGGCGCCGGGCUGUCGUACCAGUUUGGUGGAAGUGUUGGGGACGAAAGCGGUUUCUCUAUCACCUAUUAACUAAACGGCUUCGUUAAAAUCUAAGCACUACUAAGCAAUUGUAGAUCAUCCAGAUACAUCAUGUUUUUGUAACUAUCAGACUUUCUGCACCUGUUUUAGGGUUUCAAAUAGGUACCAUUUUGUGGAAGUGUUGUUGGUGCUGUUAGUAGUAAUUUUGAGCUGCCGUUUAAACCUCUUGACAGGCACACUGCGUUGGUAACGCAAUUUUGUUAAACAAUGUAGUUUUCAAGUACAAGGUUAUG